AUGAAAAGUGGGCGGGGCCGGGCGGGGCCCAACUGCGGUCGUGUGCAGCCGCUCAGCGGGCCCUCUCCUCUCCUAGGAACCUCCGCGCGGCGCAGGCGUUCCCGGCCGGGCUGGUUAGCCGGGGACCCGCGGUGCGGGGCGGAAGGGGGCGGUUUUGGGCCAAGCGGCGUCGCGCUGCGGGAGGGACCUGCCGAGCUGGAGGGCGCCGGGGAGAGGAGCUCAGGCGGCCCCCGCGGCCCGAGCGAACGGGCUGCCGGGGGGCCUGCGGCGGCCGCGGCGGCGCCGGCGGAGCGCGGUGGGGAUGGGGCGCCGAGCCGGCCUGGGACCGGGGCCUCGGCCCUGUUCGCGGGGCUGCAGGACCUGGGCGUGGCCAAUGGCGAGGACCUGAAGGAGACGCUCACCAACUGCACGGAGCCGCUCAAGGCCAUCGAGCAGUUCCAGACAGAGAACGGCGUGCUGCUGCCCUCCCUGCAGUCGGCCCUGCCCUUCCUGGACCUGCACGGGACGCCGCGCCUGGAGUUCCACCAGUCCGUGUUCGACGAGCUGCGCGAGAAGCUGCUGGAGCGCGUGUCGGCCAUCGCGGCGGAGGGGAAGGCGGAGGAGAGGUACAAGAAGCUGGAAGACCUGCUGGAGAAGAGCUUUUCUCUGGUGAAGAUGCCCUCGCUGCAGCCGGUGGUGAUGUGCGUCAUGAAACACCUGCCCAAGGUCCCCGAGAAGAAGCUGAAGCUGGUCAUGGCCGACAAGGAGCUGUACCGCGCCUGCGCCGUGGAGGUGAAGCGGCAGAUCUGGCAGGACAACCAGGCGCUGUUCGGCGACGAGGUGUCCCCGCUGCUGAAGCAGUACAUCCUGGAGAAGGAGCGCGCGCUCUUCAGCGCGGAGCUGUCCGUGCUGCACAACUUCUUCAGCCCGUCCCCCCGGACGCGGCGCCAGGGCGAGGUGGUGCAGAAGCUGACACAGAUGGUGGGGAAGAACGUGAAGCUGUACGACAUGGUGCUGCAGUUCCUGCGGACGCUCUUCCUGCGCACGCGGAACGUGCACUACUGCACGCUGCGCGCCGAGCUGCUCAUGUCCCUGCACGACCUGGACGUGGGCGACAUCUGCUCGGUGGACCCGUGCCACAAGUUCACCUGGUGCCUGGACGCCUGCAUCCGGGAGCGCUUCGUGGACAGCAAGCGGGCGCGGGAGCUGCAGGGGUUUCUCGACGGAGUGAAGAAGGGUCAGGAGCAAGUCCUGGGGGACCUGUCCAUGAUCCUGUGUGACCCCUUCGCCAUCAAUACGCUGUCCCUGAGCACCGUCCGGCACCUGCAGGAGCUGGUCGGCCAGGAGACGCUGCCCAGGGACAGCCCUGAUCUGCUGCUGCUGCUCAGGCUCCUGGCGCUGGGCCAGGGGGCCUGGGACAUGAUCGACAGCCAGGUCUUCAAGGAGCCCAGGAUGGAGGUGGAGCUCAUCACCAAGUUCCUGCCCACGCUCAUGUCCUUCGUGGUGGACGACUACGCCUUCAACGUGGACCAGAAGCUCCCGGCAGAGGAGAGGGCCCCGGCCGCCUACCCGAGCGCCCUUCCCGAGAGCUUCACCAGGUUCCUGCAGGAGCAGCGCAUGGCCUGCGAGGUGGGGCUCUACUACGUGCUGCACAUCACCAAGCAGAGGAACAAGAACGCACUCCUCCGUCUGCUGCCCGGGCUCGUGGAGACCUUCAGCGACCUGGCCUUCGGCGACAUCUUCCUGCACCUGCUCACGGGGAACCUGGCACUGCUGGCCGAGGAGUUUGCCCUGGAGGACUUCUGCAGCAGCCUCUUCGACGGCUUCCUGCUCACCGCCUCCCCAAGGAAGGAGAACGUGCAGCGGCACGUGCUGCGGCUCCUCCUCCACCUGCACCACCGUGUAGCGCCCACCAGGCUGCAGGCCCUGCAGAAGGUGCUGGAACCCAGCGGCCAGAGCGGCGAAGCGGUGAAGGAGCUCUACUCACAGCUCAGCGAGAAGCUGGAGCAGCUGGACCACCGCAAGCCCAGCCCGGCCCCGGCCGCCGAGCCCCCGGCCCUGGAGCUGCCCCUCCCUGCCGUGCCCGCCCCGGCCGGCCUCUGACACCUCCCCGGGAGGCCAUGGCCUGGGAUCGUCGGGACCCGUGUCGCCUGGAGGCAGAGCGGUGCUCAUGGCGGGUGGUGGCUGCGCUGAGGCCCAGGGUGGUCCCCUGGACAGGUGCCUCCUCCACGCCUCAGCCCACCCUGACCCGACAGUCGUGUGCGUGGGCCCGGACCGUUCGGGCUGUGAGCUCUGCCUCGCGCGGGUGUGCACUGUGGGGCCUGCGGGCGCAGUCGGGGGAGCCCCCUGCUCGCCAUGGGGCCGGGCUUUGGCGUGGGGCACUGGUUAGCAGCGUUGCUGGUCAGCCUGGCCCUCUGAGGACUCCUGCGUGUUUAACAGUGGACAGGCCACUGUACUGGGACCCCAGGCAGAGGGUGCCCCUGCCCAGGCCCCACCUGCUGCCUCCGUUUACCCUGGGAAAGGUGUGCUCCUUGCGCAGGUGCACUCAGCGGGUGAGGGUCCGCGUCGUCCGCCGUGACUCGUGUGUAAAUAAAAGCGUUUUGGUAAAA
Myotis daubentonii (Daubenton's bat) is the source of this 2588-nucleotide messenger RNA. It is a transcript of the gene NELFB, whose product is annotated as negative elongation factor complex member B. Gene Ontology annotation, biological process: negative regulation of transcription elongation by RNA polymerase II. Gene Ontology annotation, cellular component: NELF complex; nucleus. The record is from RefSeq and is a predicted model, not a curated record. Lineage: Eukaryota; Metazoa; Chordata; Mammalia; Chiroptera; Vespertilionidae.